AUGGAGACGGACGGGCAGCAGCUCGACGACUUCUACAGGCACCACCAGUUCAAGCCUUCCAAGGAGGAGGCCGUGACCUACUUCCUGCCGCGCCUCCUCGCCGGCACGCCGCUGCCGCACGGCGCCGACAGCCUCAUCCGCCACGCCGACGUCUACGCCUGCGAGCCCAGGGACCUCGCCGCCCAGUUCGCGCCCGUGCCUAACGCCGCCAGCACCGGCGACCGCUUCUUCUUCACGACCUGCAGGCGCAAGAGCGGGAACGACGCCCGGGUCGUGCGCCGCGCCGGGGCCGGCACCUGGGCCGUCCAGACCACCGAGGACGUCUACCACGAGGGGGCCAAGGUCGGCGAGGCCAAGCACCUGUCCUUCAAGAAGGGCAAGACCACCACCGGAUGGGUCAUGAAGGAGUACCGCUGCCUGCGUCCUGAGGCCGUCGUCGCCGGCGGGGAGAUGGUGCUCUGCAAGAUCCAUCUCGCUCAGCACGCGCCCGCCGCCGCCCGCCAAGAAUCCGACGCGUACAAGAUGCUUCGUCAAGAACCAGCAGAGCCUACACCCACGCCACAAUCGCACAAGAGGCCAGCGCCUGCUGCCGCGGCCGCCGGUCCGCCCUGCUCCAAGAAGAUGCGGAUGGCAGCCCCCGUCCCGGAACCUGAGUGCCCGGUCACGCCUGCCGCGAGCACGCACGCACAGAAGUCUCAGAAGCUGUACGGCGUUCCCGUCCCAGCACCCGAGGAGAUGGAGUACGAUGAUUGUCCGGUGUGGUUCACGUCCGCCGCACCCGUUUCCUUGCCGGCUGCGUUCACGGAGGUGCCCCACGCGCCUGAAGCUGACGGCGACACGGGCCGGUUUUCUUGCACCAUGGAAGAGCUUCUCGGGCUACAGCAACCACAGGAGCAAACUCUCCCCGUGGCCGUGGAAGAUGAGGACUUCGACUGGGACUCACUAGACAGGGAAUCAGAAGUGCACCUGCUGCUCAAGCCUUGGGAUGAUGAUGAUGGCUGGGAAUCAGCGGCACAAGAGGAGCAAACUCCCCCGGUCGAGGCGGAGAAGAACAACAUCCAACAGGUCGACACACACCAGCCUGCGCCAUCAGCUAGCUGGGAGCUUCCAGAGGACCUGCGAAACCUCUUGGCUGAUCACGACGACCAAGAAGCACUGCUCUACAUGGGGUGCAGCUACAACACCGUAGCGGCGGCCUGCCUUCACGCUCCAUCGCUUCAGGGAUUCUUCUCGUUUGGAGCUGUCAAUUAG
Lolium rigidum is the source of this 1251-nucleotide messenger RNA. RefSeq lists its product as uncharacterized. Lineage: Eukaryota; Viridiplantae; Streptophyta; Magnoliopsida; Poales; Poaceae. The transcript has a single exon. Bases 1 to 1251 code for a protein of 416 amino acids. The record is from RefSeq and is a predicted model, not a curated record. Gene Ontology annotation, molecular function: DNA binding. Gene Ontology annotation, biological process: regulation of DNA-templated transcription.